AUGGCAGCUGUGAAAUGUCCCGUGAAAGACGCCUAUAGUUGCUUUGUCAAGAGAGGCAAAUGUAGACAGGAAUGCCAUGAUUUUGAAAAACCUGUUGGUUUCUGCAGAAAACUAAAUGCCAAAUGUUGUAUGUAG
This is a messenger RNA of Puma concolor (puma), 135 nucleotides long. Lineage: Eukaryota; Metazoa; Chordata; Mammalia; Carnivora; Felidae. The record is from RefSeq and is a predicted model, not a curated record.